AUGGUUCAUAAAAUACAAGUAUCCUCAUUUUUGGCUGAAACAAGAUGCCUAAUUUUCGUUUUAUAUGUACUCAUUACUAUAGUUUUAAUAGUUCUAUUUCCACAAACAUUUAUAAAACCAACUAUAAAUAAAAUAAUAUUUGUAACAUACAAAAAUGGUGAAAGUUCAAAAGAAAUUCUACAUAAGACUUGGCUUUUUGGUUCAAAUGAAGCUUCGAAAUUAUCAAGUUAUGUAUGUCAUAAACAUGGACGACAAAAUAAUCAUUCUUCAAUUCUUUUUUCUUAUUGUUCAAAAGUACCAAUUCCAGUUAAUGGAUGGAAACAGGCUCAAAGUUAUAUUGAAUCUGAUAUAGGUUUUCUUAUAUUUACAUCUGCAAAUUUUUAUCAUACGAGAGCAAUAGCUGUUCGUGAUACAUGGCUUUCUCGAGUUACACAUAAAUAUUUUCUUAGUACAACACCCAAUACAUGGUUACCAGUUACUGUUAUCAAAGGAGCAGAUGAAAAUAAAUUAUUUAAUUUGAAAAAAAUCUUUUAUGGUUUAGAAACUGUUUAUAAACAACAACAAAAUACAUCGAAACCACAUAAAUGGUAUUUUGUUACUAGUUGUGAUACUUUUGUUAAUGUUCAUCAUGCACUUAAAAGAUUAGAUCCAUAUGAUUAUACAAAACCAUUUUUUAUUGGUGGUCAUAGUAGUAUGACACGUUGUCCAGAUAGUCCAAAGAAAACACUUAGAAUUGCAUAUCCAGAUGGUGGUACUGGAUUUUUUUUAAGUUCAAAAUUAGUUGAAUUGAUUCUACCUCAUUUAAUGAAUUAUGUUGAAAAUAUUUGGCUACAUAACAUAAGUCAAUGUGGUGAAUGUUCUGACGUAGCAUUGACAUGUUUAAUAUAUAAAUUAGGUAUUCGAUUAACCAAAGUGCCUGGUUUUUGGGCAAAUAAUCCUGACCGUACACUUCAUUUGGAUGGUCGAAGAAAAUUUCAUAGUGAUCCAGAACCCAAUACAUACCAUAAUGUUUCACAUAGUGAAAUGUAUCAUCUAGAUGAAUUUUAUGCAUUGCAACAUGUUGAUCGUCUUUAUAAUGAUAAAAAUGGAAAAGAAUUAACUGAAUAUGUUCGAAGAUUUCUUUCAAGUCAUUAUGACAUAUUAAGCUUAAAAAGAAGUGAAUGUACAUUACCUAAAAUAGGUAGUUAA
Messenger RNA from Rotaria sp. Silwood1, 1188 nucleotides. The record is from the annotation of a GenBank genome assembly. NCBI's taxonomy places the organism in Eukaryota, Metazoa, Rotifera, Eurotatoria, Philodinida, Philodinidae.